UAUUCUCAACAAAGCCAAGCACGUCCAUGUUAUUCUUCACUCAGCACCAUGUGCAGCUUUUACACAUAAAAGUUGGAGACAAAGCUGAAAUAAUUAAGACGUUUACAUCAAAGGAUAUUUUUAUCUUUUCUGAAUUAACGGGGGACACAAACCCGUUACAUUUGGAUGAAGAAUAUGCCAAGAGAUCAAGGUUUGGGAGAAUAGUUGUACAUGGUGUUCUAAUCAAUGGACUUAUUUCAGCUGUCCUGGGAACGAAAAUGCCUGGGCCUGGGUGUAUCUUCCUUUCUCAGGAAAUUAAUUUUCCAUCUCCUUUAUAUGUUGGAGAAGAGGUCUUGGCUUCAGCAGAAGUGAAGAAACUGAAGAGAUUUCUUGCUUAUAUUGCAGUGUCAUGUACAGUUGCCCAAAGUGGCAAAAUUGUCAUGGAGGGUAUUGUUAAAGUUGUGGUGCCUGAAGAUCAGAAAUCUGAGCCCUGAUUGCAUGAUGUAUCCUAUUGGUAGCAGAGGUUAUAAUAGGAUGUAAUUUUAAUUGUAAUCAACUAAUUAUCUAUGAGGAAUUUGAAAGAGUUUAAUUUUGAUGUUGGUCUCUGAUUUAAAAGAUUGGUUUGCCUUUUAUCGAUGUGAUGGUUGUUGGUGAGAUAGAAUGAGAGCUUCGCAAGAAUGCUGAGGUAGAAAUUAAAAUCAGCAUCCAAAAUGG
This is a messenger RNA of Python bivittatus (Burmese python), 693 nucleotides long. RefSeq names its product hydroxyacyl-thioester dehydratase type 2 (gene HTD2). Gene Ontology annotation, molecular function: (3R)-hydroxyacyl-[acyl-carrier-protein] dehydratase activity. NCBI's taxonomy places the organism in Eukaryota, Metazoa, Chordata, Lepidosauria, Squamata, Pythonidae. Gene Ontology annotation, biological process: fatty acid biosynthetic process. The record is from RefSeq and is a predicted model, not a curated record. Gene Ontology annotation, cellular component: mitochondrion.